Molecule: messenger RNA, 1320 nt
Organism: Aspergillus pseudoviridinutans
Lineage: Eukaryota; Fungi; Ascomycota; Eurotiomycetes; Eurotiales; Aspergillaceae
Product: endonuclease/exonuclease/phosphatase family protein
Exons: 5
Coding region: 1-1320 (439 amino acids)
Cellular component (GO): cytoplasm
Molecular function (GO): sphingomyelin phosphodiesterase activity
Source: RefSeq, a predicted model, not a curated record
AUGCGGUCUUUUCUUCUUCUCCUCGGAGCAGGCAUUCCAGCCCUGGCUGCCACAGCUGGCGAGUUCAGCGUGCUCUCAUUCAACGUCGCAGGUCUGCCCGCCGUCCUGAACGGCAACGACGUCCCAGGCGAUAAGACCGAAAACUCUCGUCAGAUCGGUCAGAAAUUCGCCCAGUACGGAUACGAUGUUAUCCAUGUGCAGGAGGACUUCAACUACCACGCGUACAUCUAUGAAACCGACAACCAUCCCUACCGCACUCCCACCUCUGGCGGCGCGGGAAUCGGCUCCGGCCUCAAUACGCUGUCGAACUUCCAAUUUACCAACUUUGUGCGGACCAAGUGGGGGACGUGCUCGGAUGCCGAGGGGGCAGACUGUUUGACUCCCAAGGGCUUCACCUCGAUGCGGGUGCGUGUCGAUGAGGGCGUAUAUGUGGAUUUCUACAAUCUGCAUGCUGACGCUGGAUCCCAAGCCGACGAUGCGAAGGCCCGCAGCGCCAAUCUGCAGCAGGUGGCCGAUUACAUCAAGGCCAACUCGGUCGGUAAUGCUGUGCUGGUGUUUGGCGACACCAACGCGCGCUAUACCUCAUCUGGCGAGAACAUCCGUGUCUUCCAGACGGAGAAUAGCAUGGUCAACCCGUGGGUUGAGCUGAUUCUCAAGGGAGCCGAGCCCGCCCAGGGUAGCAGUGUGUUGCUCUGCCAGAAUCCUAGCACGACCAACAACUGUGAAACUGUUGAUAAAGUCUUCUACCGGGGAAGCCGCACCGUUGAUCUGAAGGCCAUCUUCUGGAACUACGAGAGCAACAAGUUCCUCAGCGACAAGGGGACCAUCCUGUCCGAUCACAACCCAAUCACGACCAACUUCACCUGGACCAUGUCCAGUUCCUUCCGCCAGAGUGACCUCUUCGGUGGUCCACAUGGAACCUGGUUCAACGACCUCGACUCCCUCCCCAGCGCCUCCGCCGGCCAGAACAAGCCAAGCAAGAUCUCCCUGCGCGGUGCGGAGCGGCUCGAUAGCGUCGGUCUCACCUUGGGUUCAGGCACGAGCUACACCCACGGUGGCACGGGAGGCAGCCUCUCGGAACUCACCCUCGCGGCGAACGAGUACUGGACCAACGCGAAGCUAUGCCAGGGGCAGUACAACGGCCACACGCGCAACUUUUACCUGUUAGCCACGACGAGCACCGGACGGACGGUGAGUGCGGGAACGGCGACGUCCGAUUGCCAGGAGUUUGCGGCUCCGCAGGGAUGGCAGAUUGUAGGCUUCUACGGACAGGAUGGGGAUGAGGUUGAUCAGCUGGGAUUUAUCUACGGGUUGAUUUAG